GGCCCCUUUCCUUUUUUCCCUUUCUGUCAAGCGUUGUUUUUCUUUUUUUUCGCCUCUAUAUUUUAAUCGAAUCAAGAAAUACAAACUCGCAACCUACAAUGCUUCGUAGCGCUGUUCCUCGUGUUUCCCUGCUCCGCACUGCCACCACCAACGGCGUCAAGCAGCAGCUCAGCGUGGUCUCUGUGACCGGCCGUCUGGCGUCAAUCACCAGCGUGCGCUCAAUGGCGUCGCUCCCGCGCCCAGCGAUCGCCCGCAACCUGGGCUUUAUUCGCUCCCCAUCGCGGCUGCUGGCGCGCUCGUACGCCGACGCUGCCGUCUAUAGCCGUAACAAGCCGCACGUCAACGUCGGUACCAUCGGACACGUUGAUCACGGCAAAACCACGCUGACAGCUGCCAUCACAAAGGUGCUGAGCCAGGCCGGAGGUGCCAAGUUCCGCGAUUACUCGGACAUUGACAAGGCGCCCGAGGAGAAGGCCCGUGGAAUCACUAUUUCGACUGCGCACGUCGAGUACGAGACUGCCAACCGUCACUACGCUCAUGUUGACUGCUUUGGCCCCGAGGUUGCCUUUGCCACACCCAACGGGGAGACUAUUCUCGCUGCGGACGUGGUCCAGGGCACCGUGCUGCUUGGUACUGAUGGCACAGAUCGUGUGGUCCAAUCUGUUUGGACUGGCAACAAGGACAUGUACAAGAUUUUGUACACCAGCGGAAGUGACAAUGGCUUUGAGGCUGAUGGGUUCACCUGCACUGGUGGCCAUAUCCUCUGUCUGCGCAUCGACACGCCUGUUAACGCGCCUCAGGCCGACAAUGAAGGGCGCAGGCAUUUGGUUGCUAGCGUCAAGCUCGAAAACGAUCUUUUGAAGUAUUGUCGCGAGCAUUUUGACUCUGCUGAGGCGGCCAGUGCUUACUACGCUGUCCAAGACAAGUCGCCAUUUACAUGCGAGAUGACAGUUGAGCAAUUCAUGCAGCUCCCAGCGGAGGUACGCUCGCAGGCACGUAUGUAUACGGCCGGCGAGCUUAGCUUUGGCGAGCCCACCGUCAAUCUAUCGAUUGGCGCGGCAACGCAGGAGGAGGUCGCCUGGGUCGUGGGUCUCUGGCUGGGCGACGGGAACAGCGGCUCCUCACGCUUCACGCUUCACUCUGAUGAUGAUGCCGCUAUUGUGGCCAAGCUGGAGGAAAUUGCCACGAAAAUGGGCAUGUACCUCCAUAAAUAUACUCACACAGAGCGUAAAGCAAUGUGCGUGACCCUUUCUUCCAACCCUAUCUUCCAGUCCGAUGUGCUAUCUGGUGACUGUGUUGAGACCACCAACCCAUUCUGCGCCAAGCUGACAGAGCUGGGCGUUCUGAAUGCCAAGAGCAUCCCUGCCGUGCUCCGCCGCCAUUCUUCUGAUGUGCGUAGUGCCCUGGCUGCGGGUAUUAUCGACUCGGACGGAUGCUACAACAAAGGACAGUUUGAUCUGGAACAGUCCGAGGCCAAGCACUCGGCUCUGUUCAACGACUUUGUGUGGGUGCUUCGCAGUCUCGGAUUUGUCUGCCACUUGUCUCGUCACACUGUUACCAUCGGCGACGACGCCCAUUCUAAGCUGCGUGUCAGCUUCAAUGGCCGCCUGGCUGAGAAGCUGCCGAUUGCCACGGUGCACAAGCGUGGAAAAGCACUUGAACACAGGUGGGAAACUUCGGUCCCCUUCACCAUUGCCCCCAUCGGCUCCCAGAAGUUCCAUGGCUUUGAUGUCGACGUCGACGGUCGCAUGCUUCUCGCCGACUUUGUAGUUGCGCACAACUGCCCCGGUCACGCAGAUUAUAUCAAGAACAUGAUCACCGGUGCGGCUCAGAUGGACGGUGCCAUCAUCGUGGUUUCAGCCACCGACGGCCAGAUGCCGCAGACGCGCGAGCAUCUGCUCCUGGCCAAGCAGGUCGGUGUCAAGCGGCUGGUUGUCUUCAUCAACAAGGCCGACGCCAUCGACGACGCCGAGAUGCUCGAGCUUGUCGAGAUGGAGAUGCGCGAGCUGCUCAGCGAGUACGACUUUGACGGCGACAACACACCGGUGAUCAGCGGCUCGGCGUUGUGCGCGCUCGAGGACCGCAGCCCCGAGAUGGGCAUUGAGGCGAUCCACAAGCUGAUGGAGGCUGUUGACACAUGGAUUCCCACGCCCGAGCGCGACCUGGACAAGCCCUUCCUGAUGCCCGUCGAGGACAUCUUCUCGAUUGCCGGCCGUGGCACCGUCGUCACCGGCCGCGUGGAGCGCGGACAGAUCACCAAGGGACAGGAGCUGGAGAUCGUCGGCUUUGGCGCGCCCUUCAAGACCACGCUCACCGGUAUCGAGAUGUUCCACAAGCAGCUGGAGAACGGCCAGGCCGGCGACAACAUGGGUGCUCUCCUGCGCGGUGUCAAGCGUGAGGCCCUCCACCGCGGCCAGGUUUUGGCUGCGCCUGGCACCAUCAAGGCGCACAGCAAGUUCAUGGCGUCGCUCUAUGUGCUUACCAAGGAGGAGGGUGGCCGUCACACGCCGUUCUCGGACAACUACCGCCCUCAGUUGUUCGUGCGCACCUGCGACGUCACUGCUAUCCUCACGCACAAGCGCGGCCCCAAUGGCGAGGAUCCAGAGAAUAUGAUGGUUAUGCCCGGAGAUAAUGUCACCAUGAUGUGCCAGCUGCUGUCGGAGAUCGCCAUCGAGACCGGUAUGCGCUUCACCAUUCGCGAGGGCGGUCGCACCGUCGGCACUGGCGUUGUCACUGAGCUGAUCGAGGAGAAGAAGUAAAUUGCUUCUGCUUUGCCAUUUAAAAUUGGUUUUCAUUUUAUCAAGUAAAUUUCUUUGGCUACAUAUAUAUAUUCAAGCCUAUCACAGU
Kickxella alabastrina is the source of this 2847-nucleotide messenger RNA. RefSeq lists its product as uncharacterized. Gene Ontology annotation, cellular component: mitochondrion. The transcript has a single exon. The coding region runs from base 99 to 2759 and encodes 886 amino acids. Lineage: Eukaryota; Fungi; Kickxellomycota; Kickxellomycetes; Kickxellales; Kickxellaceae. Gene Ontology annotation, molecular function: endonuclease activity; GTPase activity; GTP binding. The record is from RefSeq and is a predicted model, not a curated record. Gene Ontology annotation, biological process: mitochondrial translational elongation; protein splicing.